UUGAAACUCAACUGCUACCUUCAAAACAAAUAACAGCUACAGGCCUAAAUAAGUACAUAAGACAUUACAGAGUAAUGUCCGCGUUGUUUGGAUGAUGUAAUUGGUGAUGUACACUCUCUUGUCAUUUCUGUCAAGUUGAUGAGAACUUUGGUGAUGUCAUUCCUGUGUCCAAGCGUGGGGCUUUUGAAGCUGAGGCGAUUUACAAAAACAGGUUUCGCUGGGCCAAGGACUGGUAAAAUUCGUUCCAACGUCCGCAAUCGGGGAACAUCUGUCUCCUUCGAGAGGAGAGGGAGCGAUGUCUCUCUAGCAUCUCAAGGAGGCUUCAGCGCCCUCUACGGUGACAUAGGAUCAGGUCGUGAGUGUGAAACGGGACGAGAACUUGAACGACAGGAAUCUUACGCGGGAGUGUACGUCGGUGGAGAUGCUGAAAAGACUCUACUGACAAAUGAUGAUUGCACAAAGCCCCAAGAUGCCGGUUUUCUCUCACGCGAUCCUGCCACCGUACAGUCCUUUACUUUCUUUGAAGAGACCUUCAUCUCAUCCCAAGACCAACAUGACGUCACUAACAUUGAUUCAAUCAUUGAUCAGACAGAAACUAAUGACACCUUUAAAGAGCAGAAAACUCCAGCCCAGUCUUACGGACGUGACCCCAGGACAACGCCGUCCAGCAGCGGGAGCCAAAAGGCACACUACAACCUACCGACUUGGGUGAGGCAGCGUCGGUGCCUACCCACACUGAACGAGGUCGAUUUUGAUAAUAUAGACGCCGUCAGUCUGGGUAGUUUCAGCAUGGCGUCUGAAAUCGGCAAAGACGAUAACAACAACAACAAAGCAACUGGAAAAAAGGCUCCGAGGUCAGAGGUUACGGAAUCUAAAAAUAGUAUGUGUAGAGUGAAGAGAACCCACAGUGAUGAUUCAAAUGAUGUUGUAUUCAAUGAUGACCAGAUUCAGCAUCCAAGACAUCACCAUCUCCAGCACCCAAGACAUCACCAUCUCCAUGUGAACAUGAUUGCCGAAGACAUGAAAGCCAUGAAUGUAUACUCCCCAAAGAAGACGCGAAGAAGUGAGUCUGUCAUGACCGAUGAUUCCGUCUUCGAAAGAGAGCCUCUUCUUCUCCAGAACUCUCCUAUUGCUCCUAAACAAAGACACUCAAGAAUAAAGAAGUCCCCAAGUAUGGAGAGUCUCAGAAGGAGGUCUAAAAAGAUGGGUUCGUUUAGAAGGAAGGAAAAGCAACCCGUGAUGAAAAACUUGACAAAAACUUCCACACAAAAUAUCAACAAUGAAAACAUUGAGCAUUGGAACCGAGGACAGUUUAGUGCAGUCGGAAGCCUAGUAAGGUCUAAACCACUCUACAUGCGAGCAACCUCGGAGCGUGCACUGGAUCCAAGUGCAGUAAAGCUCAGGCUCGAGUCAUCCACGGCCAGAAAAUGGCGCCAAACUGGAGAAAGAUCACCUUUAAGUGAAGCCACCAAUGUGAGUCGCCCUCGGCCGUCUGUCUGCCUUCGCAUGGAGAUCAUUCAGCGCCCGAUCAAUCACCAAUAUAUCCACCCAGGAGGAAGCUCCGUCUCGGUACCCCCACCGGCUCACAGGACAACCCCUCGUCGGUCUCAAGAACUUCAGGGUUCGGUGAAGUUGCCUGCAGGGAAGUUGAGACCUACCCCGCAGAGAUCGAACGUCAAGAGUCGACGGAGAAGCUCUCUCAGACGAGUGUCAACUGAGGUCACGAAUGAGUCUCCACGCUCGCCAAACCUCACCGUGAAGGAAGAAAACAUUGACAAUAUUUUCAUUACUAAUAAAGUUGAAAUGAAAACACAGAAAGCAACUCGCAAUGCUGUAAAUCGAGAGGGUUUUUCGAAUGUCAAACUUGACUUACGAUCGGUGAACUCAAAUACUGUAAAGGAAUAUUCAAAUCGUGGUGCCGUGACAGACGUUAACUUCGAGGAACGACAUUUGGAUGGUUCAAAUCGAAAUAGAGCAGGAGUUCAGAUGCAGCGAUUAACCUCAGUAUGCAAAAGUGACCCCGGACCAAAUGACGAGAUUUUCGGUGAGAAGGAAGACGAGCAGUCCCGUCAGAUUACUCCCAGCACUAUUGAGUCCUCGGUUAUACAAAUAGAUGAAAUGAACGUACAUUUAGAGACUGUCAUUGAUAAGGGAACUGUUCGUGCCGAGGUCGUUUCAAAUCAACCGCCUAAAAAUCUCAUCCACAAACCAAAGUUUGCCGCCAACGCACUCAAGGAGGCAAGGAUCGUCAGUACAUCCAAGAUGGCGGCUGAAACAACUUCCGGAGUUGAUGAAGACGAUCGAAUUCCCCCAUUGCCCGUGAAGAUGUAUAAAUCUGCAUCUUUUACCGGAUCAACUAACCAGACUAAAGAAGACCUUUCUGCAACCUCGGCAACAAGAUCAGCAACUAACGUUCGUGCUUUGCAGAUCCCCCUCUCCAACCAACAGAAACGGAAGGUGAGACGUAGCGCCCCUGGAAAUCCAAAUGGACGCGCCCGGCAUAUCUCUGCCGUGGAAGCAUCGAGAGAGGACAUCGUGAAAGUUGUUGCUGCAAUGAAGGCUUCUUUGGACUCUACCACUCAAAAGAGGGAUAAUCAUCAAGAGAAGGGCGCAGUUAGUCGAAGGACCGAUAUCGUGAAAGAGGAUCUUGGGAAAGCCGUGGCUGUCUACGCCUUCGAAGCGAGGAAUGAAGACGAUCUUUCAUUGGACGUAGGGGAGUGUGUCCAGGUGCUGAAUACCGACGAUUCUGAUUGGCUGUUCGUGAAGAAACAUUCCAAGAUUCAAGAGGAAGGAUUUGUUCCGAGAAUAUUUCUGCAUAUGACAUCCGAGGAAGAGCCACCAAGUCACCAUAAUCAUCGGGACAACUUGGCAUCUUCUUCCGGCGAGCAAUCUCUGCCCAAGCAACUAAGUCACACAUCUGACUCAAACUCCCGCCAUCUUGCCCAACAAGCCAAUCCAAAGCGCCAGUCUAUAUCAUCUGAUAAGCAGUCCACCGACCAAUCAGCUGUGGAUACUUUCCCCUCAAAAACUAUCAACCAAUCCCAAUCAAGUUUUUCACAAAACAUACCUGAUUGUCGCUUUCCCCAGCCAAUGAAAAAAUCACGAGCGCGUCCCAACAAAUUCAACACUCACAUAAGAUCACAGGCUAGCGCCCCCUUGAUUGAGACGUACGUGGUGAUUGAGGAUUACACUGCGCAUGACGAGGACGAGGUCAGCGUGGUUGAGGCAGAGGUCGUGGUGGUGAACUCAGGUCAGCAACGUGAGGUGGACUGGAUGUGGGUGUACGUGCCGCGAACGGAAAUGUUUGGUUUUAUGCCGGCUUUUAGCGCGAGGCCGUUGGGUUUUCACUACUCCGAUGUGUAGCAAACGCAGCUGAACCACUCAUGGGGGUGUGGAGGCUGGGCAUAUUUUUCUAUUUCCGUGGGAAAAAAAUCGAUGAUUGGACAAUUUUAUUUGCAAUUUAUGUCAGUUCGAACUUUAAUAUUUGAAAGGAGACAUUUUUUACUUAGGUAGUCGAUAUCGCACAAAAUGGUGUGAUGUGCAAACUCUUUAUUCGCAUUAACUAUAAAUUAAACCAUAUAAUUAGGCUACAGAUCGCUUAUUUUGUAUACUAUAUUUUGGUAUUUGGCCUCCAGCUACGCAUUUUAUUUGUUGUUACACUGUGCAGAUAACUCUGCAUUAUAUAUUUUUUUUAUGAUUGGAGUCUCGCGAGAAAUUGACCCUUGACACCAAUGGGGACCAAGGGUGAAAUUA
Molecule: messenger RNA, 3753 nt
Organism: Asterias rubens (European starfish)
Lineage: Eukaryota; Metazoa; Echinodermata; Asteroidea; Forcipulatida; Asteriidae
Exons: 4
Coding region: 139-3363 (1074 amino acids)
Molecular function (GO): protein binding
Source: RefSeq, a predicted model, not a curated record